AUGUUUCGCGUUGCUUCCUUCUCAGCACAAGUCGUUGCUGCCAGCUUUGCACAGCCAACUUUGCUUGUCUUGCAGGCGCUUUUCGGAGACAUCGGUGGUGGUACGGGUCAGCAUCAAGUGCCCCGUGCCAUCUCAAUUGUGGGCUUUUCCUUUGUGAAAGCCUUCUCGAAAGAUCUGUUUGGAUCCAAGAAGCCCGCCUCUUUGAAAGACGUGGAAUUGAACCCGCAGGCAGUAUUUGCAGUCAUGAGCAUCAGUCCGAAUGGGCGGCUGAGUGAGGAGGUCCUGGCCCAUUCCAUAGAAGGCUUCUACACCCAGAGUUCUUUGAUUCCAGCAGGAAUUGCCAUAGAAGCUUUGGCCCCAUGGUCUGGCAAGAUGGCCUGUGGGCUACGCAAAUGUGUGGAGAAGUUCCGAAAAAUUUACCGCGAGACACCUGGCAAGUCCAAGAGCGAGAAGCUCACUGCACUGAAACUGCGCAUGAAGAAUGCCAGAUGUGAGCCAUCUCCUGACGCUCAUACUGGCGUGGGACUGGAAGAGGACGAUCUGAAUGAGUUGGUCCAGCCGCACUGCGACCAGCCGCAGUGCGACAAGUUGGAGCUGGCCUUGCCACCUCCCACUGCCAAGCCAGAUUUGGCCGCUUUGGCAUUGAAAAUGAAAAAGCACACGGAAGCCUUAGCCGCAGCUGCCCGCCCAGUGGCCACCCCAGCUCGCAGCAACUACCAGCUGCCGGACUUUGUGGUCACCAGUUUGGCAAACCAGGCUCAGGCGGGCGAGGCCAAGACAAAAAAAGCACCGAAACGGAAGGCGAAGAAGAACAAGAGUGGCCUCAAGAAAUCUGUGGUAGCUGGCCCUGAAGAGGAAGCAGCAUUGGCACUUCCUUCAGGAAUCUCUGCUGGGGCAGUUGCUGAAGGGCCAAGAGUGGAGUCAAGUGGCUCUUCCGACCAAGCGUUGGGCACUGAGGGUGCGACAUACCAGCCGAGGGUCUUUAGCAAGGCUCGACUGGCGUACAUUGCUGAGAAGAGAAAGGAUGGCGCGACCUUCAAGCAGGCCAGUGGCAUGUGGAUGGCCUCCAAUGAGAGAGCCACCUACUUGGCGACGUUGUAUAUGAUUUCUGCGAAUACUUCUGUGGAGAGCAUCGUGUCUCGACUGCUCUCCGCCAAGUCUGGGCCCAAACGCAAGUUUUGCACAUCGUUGGAAAGGUCUAUAGAUAGCGAUCUCACUGAGGUCCGCUUUGCAGGCAGUCCGCCGCUGCAAACGUGGUGUGCAGGAACGCAUGGGCGUAGCCUCAUUUUCCCCUUGGGAAACCAGGGAUACCGCUUCGUGCGGGAAGGGGCCUACCACGAACGCUUCGGAACUUUUCUGGCGCAGCUGAUGAGAGACAUGGACACCACCUGGGAGGACAUAGACUUUACAGAUGCUGACAUGUGGUCAGAUGCUGGCCUUUUGGUGCUCGCUCGUGUCCCGUGCCUCCAUAAAGCCUGUGUGGCGCCCAUGUCCGUCGAGGAAGAAUUUUUGCCUCUCUAUGAGGAGUUGUUGAAGACUGGCCCGGUCGAUGCUCCGCGGCUUGCAGAGAACACUGGGCUGGAGCUUGAAGAGGCCGACCUGGUCUUGAAGUGCAUAGCUGACUACUUGGAGGAGCACAACAAGAAGCCCCCCAUGAAGAGGCCUGCCAAGAGCGAGCCCAAGGCCAAGCAGUCGGCCGCCAAGGGGAAAGCGAAGGCCGCUCCUGUUUUGGAGGAAGCUCCCGCAGCAGGGUGUGCUGAGACACAACUGGACCGACAAGACACUCAAGCAGUUGACACGCAAGAGAUGGCAUCUUCGCCUGCUGCUGACACCUCCGGUGGAGUGGAUGACGAUGCCAGUGAGGUGCCUGACAAGAGCCCUGCCACCACGGUGCCUGGAGACCUUAAGGAUCCUGAUGACACGGUGAAGGACGAGCUGAAACACCAGGGGACUCAGAGGCACGGGCAGCCUGAUGUCGGAUCUCAGUUGGAGCUUCCGCGCGUUGCAGCUGAAGCGUUGUCUGGCCUUCCCGAUGGACAGCUUCCAAACAGCACAACACACAAGAAGCAAUGGAAUGUUCUGGUCCGUGUGGCCACGGGUCCGCGCAGCACCCAAUUUCCAGAGAUAGCGCAAGUCUUUACGACUGGCUCCAGGAUUCAGCAGAGGGAGUGUUUGCAGAGGUAUCUGCAAAAGGGCGAGAAUUUGGAGCAGUGUGAAGGUACUUUCACUGCGGAGAAAGAAAGUGCAACGGAGAUCUGCGGAACACGAGAGCAACUGACAAUCAAGGCCGACCCUGACGCCCCGAACUGCAUGGAAUCUAUGAGAUUCUGGUGUUUUGUUCACAAGAAAGAAGAAAAUUUGGAAGCUACUCGGAUGAAGACAGCCGUCCAAACACAUGUCGACCCCAGCCAUGUGUUGCAAGCCGUGACUGCUUCGGCACCGUCCUUCUUGAACAGAGUGCCACCUGCUGCGGCGCCUCAAGCACCCCCGCUGCCCCCUUCAAACCGACGAGGUGCUGCGAAGCCAAAGACACAGCCGAAGGCCAAGGGAUCUGGACCUCUGGGGUUAGCCUUGCCUGGAAAAACCCUGGCGGAGAAGAUCCAAUUGGCACGUGCUGCUCUGAGCUUUUGUUUGUGCGGUUUGCCACUGCAGGAUGCAGGCACCGAGUUGAAGAAGGAGCUGGGCAGCCUUAAUAACCUUCAGGUGGACCUCAAGGGCAACUCUGCGGCGCAUCCAAAGUUUGCUGCAGGGCUGGACGAGCUGGUGGUUCACUCCGACAACUUGACUGACCUGUUCACCAGGGUUGGAGAAGCCGCCACUGAUGUCGACUUUGACCAGUGGCUGCAAGAUGCUGCUGAUGAGGUCACCAAUUCCCGGCUGAAGCGGGCGGAGCUUGGAGCUGUUCUGAAAGAGUUCAAGAAGAGGCAGCUCCUCAUGUUUGGUGCUGUUGCUUUCUUCUUAUGUUUUGCCGCAGGAUUGCAGGCAAAUGAACUGAUCGAGUCUGGUUAUGAUGACGUUCUUGGGUGCGGGUCCUGUGACUAUUGGAACACUCUAAGCCAACAAUUUGGCAUUGAACCACCACCGGAUGGAAAGAACGCUGUAGGCAUACAAUUUUUUGGAGAUGAAGCUGAGAUCUACAAGACCAGUCAAGGGCUUUUCUUUAAGCCUGGUUUCGCUCGACAUCAUGCAUAUUUGGCAUCUUGGAUUUGGACGCGACCUGGCAUCGUCGAUUCUUCUAAUUCUGCUACGCUCCCAUGUUUUCCAUGGCUCCAACGCAACUCGUCUCCAAGAACAGCUGUGUAUAAUGUGUGA
Messenger RNA from Cladocopium goreaui, 3312 nucleotides. The record is from the annotation of a GenBank genome assembly. NCBI's taxonomy places the organism in Eukaryota, Dinophyceae, Suessiales, Symbiodiniaceae.